Chaetomium strumarium is the source of this 2487-nucleotide messenger RNA. RefSeq names its product iron hydrogenase. Lineage: Eukaryota; Fungi; Ascomycota; Sordariomycetes; Sordariales; Chaetomiaceae. The transcript has a single exon. Gene Ontology annotation, biological process: iron-sulfur cluster assembly. The coding region runs from base 441 to 2189 and encodes 582 amino acids. Gene Ontology annotation, cellular component: cytosolic [4Fe-4S] assembly targeting complex. The record is from RefSeq and is a predicted model, not a curated record.
GGUAACUACGUCAUCGGGGACGGCCCGUGGCAUAGCCUGUAAUACGGAGACGGUCAUUGGUACAUUUACAGCAUAGUGUACAGUGUGAAUAGCCACGGGCCAGACCCGUUCUCAGCGGGGCAUCAAACCGCCACCAUGGGAAGCCGAUGUCGCACAGCAGGCGCAUUUCAAAGCAAUCACUGCAUCUUUUUAUGCAUCUCCGAUCAAAUCAGAAUUGCCCCCACGACGCCCUGUUAUCUUUCGCCUCCCACUAUUCAACUCUCCUUUCUGAAGAUUGCCGAAGAGUCGCUCGUCUAGCAGUCGGGUUAGACUUUCAUAAUUCACAUAUCGCGGGGUCAGGGCAGCAACCGAGCCAGUACUGACGGCCGAUUGCAUAUUUCGAAAUUCGAAAUCGUAGGCAUUGGCGUAGCACGGGCGCGCCGCCUCGCUAGCCUCCCACAAUGUCCGCCAUCCUUUCCGCCGACGACCUCAACGACUUCAUCAGCCCCGGCGUGGCCUGCAUCAAGCCCGUCGAAACACUCCCCACCGCAGCGCCCUCCUCCGAACCCCAGUCCCUCGAACACGAAGUCAUCCUAGACGGGCAGCAACAGCAGCAGCGACCCACUGGACCAGCUCAGAUAUCUCUCACCGACUGCCUCGCCUGCUCAGGCUGCGUCACCUCUGCCGAAGCUGUGCUCGUUAGCUUGCAAAGCCAUAACGAAGUGCUCAGCGUGCUAGACUCGGCGCCCGCGCUACGGCUCACCCAAACCAGCGAUGGGAAGCACGCAGUCUCAGGGCUGGAGGAUCCGUCCGCCAAGCUAUUCGUUGCCAGCGUCUCACCACAGACAAGAGCCAGUUUGGCGGCGGCGUGCGGAGGCGGUGUGACGGAGCAGCAAGCCGGGCUGAUGAUUGAGCAGUUGCUUGCAGGCGAGAGAGGGUUGGCUGCUGGUGGGAAGUACGGGAACAGAUUUACUUGGGUCGUGGAUACCAAUGCCGCGAGGGAGGCGUGCCUCGUCCUUGGGUCGGAUGAGGUUUUAAGACAGGGCGGGCUCCAACCGUCUGAUCAGCCCAGGACACCAAUCCUCACGUCGUCCUGCCCUGGCUGGGUAUGCUAUGCGGAAAAGACACAUCCGUAUGUGUUACCGCAUCUGUCGCGCGUCAAAUCACCGCAAGCAUUGAUGGGUACGCUCCUCAAGACAACGCUUAGUCGAGUAUUGGGCGUUCCGCCAGAUAGGAUAUGGCAUCUUGCGGUCAUGCCUUGUUUCGAUAAGAAAUUGGAGGCGAGUCGGGAGGAGUUAACAGAUGCUGUCUGGGAAGGCGAUGGAAAGCCUGGGAGAGGAGCGAGGGACGUGGAUUGCGUCAUCACGACCAAGGAAAUUCUCACGCUCGCCGAGUCGAGAGCGGUAGAUUUCUUCAGUCUGUCUAACUCGGCACUUGAGGAACAACCGGCGUUCCCUGACUCGACCAUCCAACGCUUCCUCUUCCCAACCCAUCGACGAAAGCAGCCGCGUGAUGCGGGCACGUCCGGCGGGAAUUUGCAUUUCAUUCUCCAGGACGUCCAGUCGAGACACCCCGGGUCGCGAAUCCAGAUGGCGCGGGGUAGGAACGCCGACGUUGUGGAAUUCGCCGUCAUCACGUCUUCCGGAGAGUCCGUUUUCAAAGCGGCACGCUACUACGGGUUCCGCAACAUCCAGAAUCUCGUCCGGAAGCUGAAACCGGCAAGACCCUCCCGUAUGCCUGGCGGGAAGCCGAUCGGCGGUGCAAGAAAGCCCGCUGGAAAGUCGGCCGGCGUGGGAUAUGCCUAUGUUGAGGUCAUGGCAUGUCCCGGCGGUUGCACAAAUGGGGGUGGCCAGAUCAAGAUCGAUGAUCAGGUCAUUGCCAAACGAAAGGCUUUCAUCGAGAAGCCUGGGCUCGACGAGCAGAAGGCGUGGGCUGCGGAAGUCGACGAGGCGUACUUCUCCGCUGAUGAACCAGAUUCCACGCCUGGUCCUGUCGCUGGGAUAGACGACGGUCGUUCUCUAGAGCUUGUUGCUGGCAUUUCUCCUUCGCACAUUCGAGAUACCCUGGCGCAUUGGUCGGACAUAACGGACAUACAAUUGGAUAGGUUGGUGUACACGAGUUAUCGCGAGGUGGUAAGCGAUGUGGGCAAGCAGAUCAGCGACACCGAGCGGGUGGUUCAGCUGGCGGGCAAGAUAGGCGGCGGUUGGUAAGAAAACCUUACUGGCGCUGUAGAGUCGAUAGAUAAUCAACCAUGCUCGGCCCCUCGACAACGAGCGAAGCCAAAACCUCCUCUUCCGCUACCGUCAGGGCCUCGUGGCUCCCGUAUGACCUGAUCCUCUACGCGGGGCGUGUUCGACCGACUGCCAGACUGAACAGAAGCGUCGCCGCGCUUGUGGAUAUUGAACCCCGGCUUCGGCGAGUAUCCGGGGUCGUACAGCUCCCUGGUGCUGCCAGACUGCCGGUCUGACGGCUGUGUUCGGUCAUUUCGCCCGCUCUCUUGAUCCCGUC